AUGACUGUCAGCUACAACCAAUCUGUGGCUACUUCUAGGCCAUGGACCUUUCUUGCUCUAAUCUUCAGGUGGCGUGGUUCGGUGUGGAAAGCAAUUUGGAUUCAGUACUCUGUGUGGUUGGGGCUGUAUUUUCUAGUGUCUGCAAUUUAUCGAUUCAUACUUCAAGACUAUCAACGGCUGAUUUUUGUUAAACUUGUUGAUUACACAAGCGCUCGACUGUCUUAUGUUCCGUUGGAUUGGAUACUUGGAUUCUUUAUUGCUGGAGUUCUCCGUAGAUUCUGGUAUCUUUAUGACAUCAUCGGAUUUAUUGAUAACAUAGCUUGUUCUACUGCGACCUACAUUCGAGGAGACAGUGAGCGAGCAAAACAGUAUCGUAGAAACAUAAUCCGAUAUUGUGAGCUUACGCAAGUUCUUAUUUUCCGUGACUUGUCGAUGAAGGCCCGUAAAAGAUUUCCAACUCUUGAUACAGUUGCUGCUGCUGGUUUCAUGAUGCCUCAUGAAAAAGCAAAUUUCGAUCAGAUUCAAUACAACUAUAACAAAUAUUUUUUACCGUUCAACUGGGCUUGGGCGUUAGUUUAUAACGCAAGAAAAGAGGGGUUGAUUGAAGGAGAUUAUUAUGUCACAGUAAUUUCCGAGGAUAUCAAGAAGUUCCGUACAGGACUCGCUUGGGUUUGUAACUACGACUGGGUUCCACUUCCUAUUAUUUAUCCAACAAUCGUAUGCUUGGCAGUUCACAUGUACUUUUUCGUAUGCAUUAUGGCUCGACAAUAUGUGACAGGGGCUGAAAAUGAUCCCAAUAUGAUUGAUUUGGUCUUUCCAUUCAUGACAAGCAUCCAAUUUGUCUUUUAUAUGGGUUGGCUGAAAGUUGGGGAAGGAUUGCUGAAUCCGUGGGGUGAAGAUGACGAUGACUUUGAGACAAACAUGUUAAUCGACAGGAAUCUCGCGAUGGGACUUAAAAUUGUGGACGAAGGUUACGAUAAAACUCCGAGACUAGAAAAGGAUGCAUUCUGGGAUGACGCAUGGGUACCAUUGUAUUCAGAAGCUAGUGCUCAUGAGAAACGAUAUCAUCAGAGACAGGGAUCAUUGGCACAUAUCAAAUUGAGUAGGUCAGUCUCACAAGUUAGAAUGGUUCCGAGGGAUGGAAGACGAGCUAGUGUUGUCAAAGAACGAAUCGUGAAUGUGAAACCAGAAGAGACUAAUGACUCUAGAGGAAACGGAAUUGGUGAUAUCCUGCGGCCGUCAUCUCUUCUCAAUCUGAUGAAGCACGCAGCCUCUUCACAUAGUUUGGAGAGACAGCAAAGUCCAGGAAGCUUCCGAAUGGAUACACUAUCGCCGACUUCUCCCACUGCGGAGACGACCGGAGAUAAAAUUGAUAAGAAAGACUAG
Messenger RNA from Caenorhabditis remanei, 1386 nucleotides. RefSeq lists its product as uncharacterized. The coding region runs from base 1 to 1386 and encodes 461 amino acids. The record is from RefSeq and is a predicted model, not a curated record. The transcript has 7 exons. Lineage: Eukaryota; Metazoa; Nematoda; Chromadorea; Rhabditida; Rhabditidae. Gene Ontology annotation, molecular function: chloride channel activity.